AGGGGCUCGCUGUUCCCGAGAGCUCAGCCCGCCGGCUCUCCUACCCGGACCUGUGCGCCCGGAGCCACGGGUCCUGCAGCAGCCCCAACCCGCUCCUGUCUGCAGUGCGUGGGAGCCCGGAACAGAUCGAGAGCCUCCUCCCCAGCCUCACGUACCCCAUGUUCCAGAGCCGCUUUUUCAUGGGCACCUUCUUGGGAGGCGUUCAGGUGGCUCCCGGGCCGGGCGGCUCCCACGUGCAGGCGGCCAAAGCGCUGAGGCUGGUUUAUUACCUGAGAGAAGAUGAUGCCGCAGAUCAAAAGAGCAGUUUGCGGUGGCUGGAAAACUUCCUCGAGCGCAUCCCGAAUGAGCUGAAGGCUUUAAAUCUCACCUCUACCCAGGUGGCUUACUUUACCUCAAUAUCCAGACAGAAAGAGUUUGAAGGCAAUAUUAAAGAUGUGAUCUCCCUGUUUUCCAUAACAUACUUUAUAACUAUCACCUUUUCCAUUAUGUCUUGUUUAAGAAUUGACUGUGUACGAAAUAUGGUAUGGGUUGCGGCAUUUGGAGUACUGUCUUCGGGGUUAGCUGUGCUAAGCAGCUUUGGACUGUUGCUGUUCUGUGGGGUCCCAUUUGUUGUGACUGUAGCAAAUGCACCAUUUCUUAUACUGGGGGUUGGUGUUGAUGACAUGUUCAUUAUGGUCUCCUGCUGGCAACUGACGAACGCUAAAAACAAAGUUGAAAAGAGAAUGGCUGAAACGUAUGCAGAGGCAGCAGUGUCUAUCACAAUCACCACGCUCACUGAUGUUUUAGCCUUCUACAUAGGGAUCAUGACUUCCUUUCAGUCUGUGAAGUCCUUUUGUCUCUACACAGGAACUGCUUUCAUUUUCUGCUAUGUAUACAACAUCACAUUCUUAGGAGCUGUUCUUGCUUUAAAUGGGAAAAGGGAAGAAGGCAACAGACACUGGCUAAUUUGCACAAAAGUGAAGGACACUGUUCAGCCUAAUCGCUCCCGCUUGUACAACAUGUGCUGUGUAGGAGGCUUUUCUGAUAAGUCUUCUGGGACAGGUGGUGAACAUCCAGUGAACAAAUUCUUUAGAAAGUAUUAUGGUCCUUUCCUUACAAAAUCCUGGACCAAAAUGUUUGUGGUUUUGCUGUACGGAGGGUUCCUGGCAAGUAGUAUUUAUGGAUGUACUAAAAUGAAAGAAGGUAUAGACCUGCGCAAUCUGGCUAGUGAUGAUUCUUAUGUCAUUCAGUACUAUGACUGGGAAAAUAAAUAUUUCUCAGAGUACGGGCCCAGGGUUAUGGUCAUCAUCACAAAAAAGGUACUUUAUUGGAAUGCAUCCGUUCGUAAUGACAUUGAGAAUUGUAUGCAGUCUUUAGAAAAUAACUCCUAUGUGGACAAGAGUCUCUCAGAGUCAUGGCUAAGAGCGUAUGGAAAUGUUGCUAGAAAUAAUUCCCUGAAUAUAAAUAGUAAGGCUUUUUUCAUGGGUAAUUUAUCUCGACUAUUUACAUUAUUUCCAGAGUUUGAAUGGGACAUUGAUAUUAGCUAUCGGGAAAUAGCAGCCUCACGCUUCUUCAUUCAAACAGUCAAUGUUACUACUGCAGUUGAUGAGAAAAACCUUUUAAACCAAUUAAGAGACAUAGCCAAAAACUGUGAGAUGCCAUUAAUGGUAUAUCACCCAGCAUUUAUAUACUAUGAUCAGUAUAUUGUAAUAGUGCCUAACACCAUUCAGAAUAUUGGAAUUGCUGCUGGAGUUAUGUUGUGUGUUUCCUUGCUGCUUAUUCCCAAUCCGCUGUGCUCCUUGUGGGUAACUUUUGCUAUUGCUUCUGUUAUUGUUGGCGUUGCUGGUUUCAUGACAUAUUGGGAUGUUAAUCUUGAUUCCAUAUCUAUGAUCAACCUUGUCAUUUGCAUAGGGUUUUCAGUAGAUUUUUCUGCUCAUAUAUCCAAUGCAUUUGUUUCAAGUGAAAAGUCAACUGCGAAUGAGAAGGCAGUUGAUGCACUGCAUCUUCUUGGUUACCCUGUGAUACAAGGUGCUAUCUCCACUGUAUUAGGAGUACUUGCACUAGCUGCAUCAAAAGCUUACAUCUUCAGAACAUUUUUUAAGAUUAUGUUUCUCGUUAUCUUCUUUGGAGCUCUUCAUGGUCUUGUUUUUAUUCCAGUAUUUUUAACAUUUGUUGAAAUUUGUGGCAAAUCAAACAAAAGAGUAAAUUUAAAAACAACAGAAGAAAUUAGGAACUCCUUUAGUAACACACAAAAUGUUUGGCGUUAUGAAAACCAGACUUGUAGUGAAGGUACCAAUGAUAUUAGACUACGUAAUGAUAUUGGAAUGGAAAAACCAAACAGUGACUACCUCUACUCCAAUAUCAGUCCAGUUUCUCAAAAUCAUGACAUCAGUUCUUGCCUCUUUCAGAAUAAUGCAGUAUUACUUUACGGAAAAAAAAUCGAACAGCUUCAUGAGGAAGGUAAAAUAAAUCCAGAUUGUCCAUAAAUGUACAUAAAAUUUAAAAUACAGCAUAUCAACCAAAAAGACCAUGUUGAACAUUUCACAACAUUAAUCUACAGAUUUAUAUUAGCAUUGUAGAAAAUGUCAAUUUUGUACUUUUAAGGUUUAACACCUAGGCUUUAUCUACACCACAAAGAAAAGUCUGAAAAAAAUACACAAGUUGCAAACCAUGAUUUGCAUAUCUUUUUCCAUUUUUCUUCCAAAAGAGGCUACUCUGACAUUUGGCCCGUCUACACGGGGCCAAAUAUCAGGAAAAAUCCCUCUUUCGGAACAUCCUUUCUGUUUUGUAGAACCAAGUUUAAAGUGAUGCUGAAAAAAUGCAUCUGCUUUUCCGAAUGUUUUUUCGGAAAAGCAGACUCAUUCCUUGGACACAGCAGAGCAACUGUUGGUCUCACACCAAACAGAUAACUGGUGUUCUGCACCCCCUGGAAGAUGAUAAGGCAACUGAAACCCUCCCAAGGAAUGACACCUCCUCAAAGGAAGAAUGCAGGAUCUUUUUUGCAACUGCAGAGCCAAUUUAUUUGACCUGCCUACAAGAGAGAUUGUAACAAAUUAAAGGUCUACAUACUGUUAUCCUGUUCUGUGGGUGCAACAUGUAGAGCUGAAAUUGUAGGCUAAGUAGUGUUCUGUGUUAGGUUGAGAGAGGCUGGAGAGAUGUCAUCACUAGUCCCUGCAACAUUUGAGUCCACUCUCCACAAGGGAAUGCUCUUGUUGAGACCAUGCUGUGCAGCAGAUUCCAGGGAAGCCACUCCAUAAAAGAUGGGUUGGGGCUCUGCAAGUAUCCCAGAUUAACCUUCCAUGUCCAUCAGGGUGUGCCUCAGUCCACGAAGAGCACAAUUUGCUCCAUGCUGUGCAAGUGCUGCUACAUGUGCCCAGGGCAGAUUUUUCCUGUGCUGCUACAUGUGCCAGCUGCCUAUUUAUCCAUGUUGAAUAUUUCUUUUUUAUUCCUUUUAAGGUUUGCAAAACCUCUUCAUAGAAGCUUAAAAGAAAAGACCGUCUCUUGUCAAUUCUUCAAGGGAAGUCUUGGGGUGGGAGUCCUCAGGGCCAAACUGGCCAGACACAUCUAAUUGUGAUAGGAAGAUCCAUCCUCCCAUGAGGGCACAAUGCAGUCUGAGUUUUGUGGUGAUGGUACUCAUGGGUGGUAACAGCCCACUUCCCUCCCUUUGAGCCACAGAAAGUGUUGCUGUGGAAGAAAGCAAAGGAGACUGGGAGUGAGUUGGUUGCUCUGGUUUUGUUACAGUCUCCAUCCUGGCAGUAUUUACUUCCUCAGGGGAGGUCAACAGACUUGCCGGGUCCCUGGGCAAAGUGUGUGGGGGGGUAACUUUGUGAUCCCAGAAGGGGUGGGAACUCAAGCAGAAGGGGUGGGAUGGGGCAGCCAGCUCUCAGCACUGCCUGGAAUAUACUACACUGGGGCUCCUUCCCCCUAGCCAGCCCUCAGAGCUGCCCUGGGGUGCUGCACUGUAUCCCAAUGGCAAUUUUAAAGGGCCAAGAGUUCCAGCAGCCACUGCUCCUACCCUGGAGUAACUGCUCUCUCUCCUCCCCCUCCUUUCCCCUCCAACUCCCACUUUGGCAGGCCUGUGCUUCCUCCACAUAUACCUGAGAAUUUGCACAUUAUGGCUUAGUCUACACUGCAGGGUUUUUGCGCAAGAAGGCUUUUGCAGAAGAGUUCUUGCGCAAAAACUUCUUGCACAAAAGCGUGUCCAGACCUCAAAGAACAUUGCAAAAGGCUUGAGGCCUAUGAACUUUGGCAUGGAUAAAAACAGGUAACCGAGAAGUUACAGAGACUGGAAGUAGGAUGUAAGGGGGAGUUUUGUCCAUAAUGGUAUCAGCCAACCACAGAACAUGAACUGACACCAGCUUCUGGAAGGGUUUUGGAUAGAACAUCCAACCACAACAGUGCAAUGGCAAGGAAUUGACAUAUAUGAUAAUGGGGUGAAAUUAUUAAUAUGCUAAGCUAUAGAAAAAGGACACCUUAAUGUUGGUAAGGAGAGGAAAUACAAAUAAGGAAGAAGGGGGAAAUCCCUAUUGAGCAUGCAUUAGACGUGAUAACCUUAGUGUAAUGUUUUAUUUAAGUGGCAUUCCAGAACAGCAGAGGUAGAGAUGUAGAUCUUGGGAGGCGCCAAAAUACUGGUCACUAGUGCAGAGGAGGAAGGUGAUGGUGAUGAGGAAGAUAAUAGCUAACAUUUUUGGUCAUUCUGCGAGGAAUGGUGUGAGCACGGAUGUUCAGAUGUAUUUUUUGUGUUAUCUCUAUAUACCCUGCUGAGUACUGAGUGUGUGUGGCUUUGCUAAAUGUAUUUAUAAAUUAUUUAUUUGUAAGUAAACAAGCAUUUCUAUUGUGUGUGUUACACUUUUGCACAUUUGAAUUCCCAAACAUAGACUGAUUGUAAUAAUAAUCUGACUGGGCCUGAUCUUGGCACAAGAACUUGUCAAAGUGAUAACUAGAAAUCUUUAGAUCAGGCUACAACACAUGGGUAUUUGGCUGGAUGUCUCCUGAAAGACCAUGACUCUUGAGAGAGGAUUUAUUGUUUCUGUGAUAUUUGGGAGGCUAUGGAUAAAUACGAACAAUGCGACAAGAAUGAUUAAAGGUUUAGAGAACAUGACCUAUGAAGCCAGGCUUCAUGAACUGGCCUUGUUUAGUUUGGAAAAAAGAAGAUUAAGGGGGGACAUGAUAGCGGUUUUCAAAUAUCUA
Molecule: messenger RNA, 5169 nt
Organism: Pelodiscus sinensis (Chinese soft-shelled turtle)
Lineage: Eukaryota; Metazoa; Chordata; Testudines; Trionychidae
Source: RefSeq, a predicted model, not a curated record